Molecule: messenger RNA, 5885 nt
Organism: Drosophila bipectinata
Lineage: Eukaryota; Metazoa; Arthropoda; Insecta; Diptera; Drosophilidae
Gene: Dcr-2
Product: Endoribonuclease Dcr-2
Biological process (GO): siRNA processing; pre-miRNA processing; apoptotic DNA fragmentation
Cellular component (GO): cytoplasm; RISC complex; nucleus
Molecular function (GO): RNA binding; protein binding; ribonuclease III activity
Source: RefSeq, a predicted model, not a curated record
ACAAGCUUUGGUCACACUGUAGCCGGUCGUUUUUCUCUUUUGUUAAGUUUUGUUAAAUAGAUGUAAAUUCACUAUAAUCGGUUAAAAACGAAGUGCCUAGCCGUCUACAAGUUUUAAAUUGGUCAAACCAGUAUAAAGACUAUUGACACUGGAUUCAGAGCCGAGCUCUUGCAAUCCGAGCUAUCCAAUUUGAUAAAAUACAGGUGUUUGCUUAUCGAACGAAUACGCGCAUAAUCUUCUAGUGGGUGAAUUUUCCAAUUUGCGGUACUUCCCCGAUUUUCUACUUUGAGCUGGCCAAUAGUUAUCGCAAUCGUUUUGCCACGUCACAUGAAAAGUCAUUAUGCGAUAUAGUCUCUGUUAGUUCGUCUCAGUCUGUGGCAGAACAUCGUCAAAGUCAGUACAGCGAACAGCAAAAGCUAAUUUUUUUUUGUUUUAAUUUUAAAGUGAAAAAGUUUUAAAGGACAUAAUGAGUGCUCAGGACGUUCCGGUUGAUGAAUUAAAGCCUCGCAGCUACCAACUGCGUCUGGUGGAUCACAUUACCAAGCAAAAUGGCAUCAUUUACUUGCCCACCGGCUCCGGGAAAACGUACGUGGCCAUCCUGGCCCUGAAACGGUUCUCCCAACACAUGGACAAGACAAUCGAGGAAGGUGGCAAACGGGCCCUAUUUAUGUGCAACACCGUGGAGCUGGCCCGCCAGCAGGCGGAGGCAGUAAAACGCCACACUAAUCUCAAGGUGGGAUUCUAUGUGGGGGAGCAGGGCGUGGACGAUUGGCCGAGGGGCAAAUGGGAGACUGAAAUCCGAGAUAAGCAAGUUAUGGUGGGAACUGCUCAGGUGAUGCUAGACCUUUUCACCCAGCGGUACAUGGAACUAAGCUCGGUGAGCAUUGUGAUAAUUGACGAAUGCCACCAUGGCACGGGUCAUCAUCCGUUCCAUGAGUUUAUGCGCCUGUUCCUCGUCGUGGGUACACAUAUGUCACUUCCUCGUGUUGUGGGCCUAACUGGCGUGCUGAUCAAGGGCAAUGAGACGAAGAAUGUGGCCAAGAGACUCAAGGACCUGGAGACCACCUAUAGAGGCAAUAUAAUUACGGUAUCGGACACCCACGAGCAGGAGAACGUAAUGCUAUAUUCAACAAAGCCCCGGGAGUACAUGGUUCAAUAUCCAGCACAAGAUCAAACGUAUUCGCUGGUCGCGCAUCUCGACAAAAUGAUAUUGGAUUUCUAUCUAGUCCUGGACCAAAUGGAUAUUGGUGUGCAGCCCAAGCGAAGGUCAAAGGGAUUGAUGGCCCACAAGGAUCCGCACAAAAAGAGUGCCAUUAAAACGCUCUUCAACGACUUUAAAUUCCAGAUGGAGGAGUACGGAGUGUAUGCCGCCUCCAUUGCCAUUGUUUCGCUCUCCGUAGAUUUUGAGGUGAAGAAACGCCAAGCGGAGACCAUUUCCCUGAAAUCGAUGUACAGGUCGGCCAUUACCCUGUGCGACCAGAUACGGCAUGUCCUGGUGAAGAAACUGCGCGACCUGGUGGACGACGAGGACGAUAAAGAUGAAGCUGUCAACACCGAGGAGGUUAUUAUGAACUUCUCAACCCCGAAGGUCCAGCGAUUCCUGCAUUAUCUUAAAGGGACAUUCGCUGGAAAGAAGCCAAAAGAUAUCUGUUGUCUGGUAUUUGUGGAACGACGCUACACCGCCAAGUGCAUUUUUGGUCUGCUGAUGCAUUUCAUCGAAGCCACUCCCGAGUUGCGGAACGUGCUGGUCCCUCAGUUUAUGGUGGGACGAAAUUCAAUUUCCCAUGAUUUUGAAAACAUAUUGGAAUCCAAAUUCCAAAAAUCUGCUAUUCAACAGUUUCGAGAUGGCGAGGCGAAUUUGAUGGUUUGCUCGAGUGUCCUGGAAGAGGGAAUCGAUGUACAAGCAUGUAAUUACGUCCUUAUCCUGGACAGCCUGAAAACUUUCAACAUGUAUGUUCAAACGAAGGGACGUGCCCGGUCAAAGGACGCAGUUUUUAUUAUUUUUUCAUCGGUUUCCAAUGCGGAAGAGGUUUCCAAGCAGAUUGCUCAGUAUCGCCAGGCUCACUCCGAUAUUGCCGACUAUUUAAAGAGUCGUGUCUUGGACCGAGCUCUACCGCUGGCUAACGAGAUAAACGAACACUUCCAGGACAUCAUUCCUCCCUUUAUUAAUGAGCAUGGUGCCGUGUUGUUAGCCAGUAAUGCCUUAAUCCUGCUCCAUCGGUACUGUCAGAGCUUGCCUUCAGACGCGUUUGGAUUCGUAGUGCCAUGGAUUGAUCUUCUUGAUCAGAACGAACGGCUACAACGGUUCGGCAAAAGUGCCGAGUUUAAACAAGUCGUCUCUAUUGUUUUGCCACUCACAUCCACUCUAAAGGAUACGAUUUAUAGCGAUCCCAUGGUCUGUACCAAGUCUGCCAAAGUAUCUGCCGCCUUUAAGGCCUGUAAACAGCUCUAUUUACUGGGUGAGCUCAGCGAAAAGUUCCUGCCCAUUACGGCAACGGAACGGGUGGCGGCCAUUGCUGACGUCCACUUCGAAACGUGGAAGAAAUACGGAGAUGACGUGACAAAGAGCCGCCAAGAGAAAGAGAUUAAGCUGCGUACCUAUAAGACUGGCUGUCCGGAGGAAUUUCUCGAUGCGAUGCCGCGGGUUGGCGAGGUCUGCUACGCCUACGAGAUCAUCCUGGAGCCACAUUUUGAGCGUAAUGACUACUCGGAGCACUUUUACGACAACCUGCAGACUCCUCGCAACUAUGCCCUGCUGCUGCGCAAAAAACUCCCCAGGUUGGCGGAGAUGCCUUUAUUCUGCAAUCAGGGAAAGCUACAUGUCCGCGUCGCGGCGGAACCACGUGAAGUAGUACUCGAUAGUGACAUCAAGCUGAAGCAGUUGCAGCAGUUUCACGUUGCAAUUUUCCGAAAUAUUCUACGCAUUUGGCAGCCGUUCUUCGUGUUCGAUCGACUCAGCAGGGAGAACUCGUAUCUGGUGGUUCCUUUGGCCGUAGGAGAGGCUCAGGCUGGAGUCAUCGACUGGCCACUGGUAACAAAGUUCCAAACUUGGCAACCGGUCCAAAAGCCCAGUGUGCAGCAGCGAAAGGAGGCACCACCACCACGUCCCGAAGAUUUCGAAGGGACAAUUGUGACCCAGUGGUACUCCAACUAUGAGGAGAAGCGAAUGCUGGUCACCAAGGUGCACCGGAAUCUCACGCCGUUCAGCUUUAUGGAAAAAAAUCACCAAGAUAAGACCUACUAUGAUUUUACCAUGUCCAAGUAUAGCAACCACAUUGGUGAUGUAGUGCAUCGGGAUCAGUUCCUGAUUGAAGUACGAGACCUGACAGAGCAGCUAAACUUCUAUGUCCAGCAGCGAGGAAAAUCUUCGGCCCAGAGCAAGGCCAGGGCGAAGGUGGUGCUCAUACCGGAGCUUACCUAUAAUUUUUCAUUCCCCGGUGAUUUCUGGCUAAAGGUACUGUUUCUACCGAGCAUUCUGCGACGGCUGAACUUUCUGCUUCAUGCGGAGGCGCUGCGAAAGCGAUUCAACACAUACCUGGGUCUUCAACAUUUGCCAAUUAACGGAGUUGAUUACAAGCCCCUGCCCGUGGAAAUUGAUUGGUCACUAAAGAGGAACGUUGAUCCAUUCGGUAAUGCCGUGGCCGACGAAGAAUUCGAGGAGCCGCGCUCCGUGCUCGAACCCAUGCCCACAAAGGUGAUUGAGACGGCUAUGGAAAAGUUGGAGAUUAGCGACAUGGAAAACAAAUGGCAGGACUACAUGGAACCGGUGGACAUUUCGCGUAAGCUACUUUCCGCCUAUCCCGUAGAGUUAUCCUACUACUACCAGUUUUGCUCGGGCUUUGUAAAACGGCUUGAUCAAAUGGAAUACGCUGAUAAGGAGUUCUGGACCGAGAACCAAUUUAAAAUUCCAUCAGGAAGCAUUUACGAUGUCAGAAACACAGACAUGAUGAGGGAGAAUCUUCCAGCAUUGAUGCCAGCGAGUGGGUCGAAAGCACAAGCGCCUCAGGAAGAGAGCUACCUCUCGGUCCUGCAGAGGACCGUGUCCAACGAACAUAUCACGGCCGCCGAGCAAAGCGAGUUCCUGGCAGCCAUCACCACCAGUGGCAGUGUCGAUGUGUUUGAUAUGGAACGACUGGAGUUGUUGGGAGACUCGUUCUUGAAAAUGAGCGGUUCGCUGUACCUGGCCCACAAGUACCCAUCAUGGAAUGAGGGUACUCUCACCCAGGUCAAGUCCAAGCUGGUAUCCAACAGGAACCUCCUGUAUUGUCUAAGCGAAACCGACAUCCCCACAAAGAUUAGCAGUUCCUUGUUUACCCCGAAAUACACUUGGGUGCCGCCGGGAUUCAGUUUGCCACGCAAUGUGUUGGCUUUGUGGAAGGAAAAUCCGGAUGUGGCGAAGCUGGUGGGUCCCCACAACUUAAGGGACCUGGCGCUCAGCGAGGAGGAGUCACUUAUCACUGGAACUUGCAGCGAGGCCACAUUAAACACGUUCUUGGAUGGGUGUCGGAGGAAUAGGAGCAGCCAUCAUGCCGACACAGAUUUCUCUGCCGAGCUUAACUUUUGCAUCGGCCAGGCUAAUAUUUCGGACAAGGUUAUAGCCGAUACAUUGGAGGCUCUGUUGGGUGUGGUUGUGAAGAACUAUGGUCUGACGCACGGCUUCAAAAUGUUGGAGUACUUUGGAAUCUGCAAGUCGGACAUCAACAAGCCGCUAGCCCAGUUGCUAGACCUAGAAUUGGGCGGCGCCAACAUGCGAACGAAUGGGAGCACCAGCGACAUCGAUAGCUUCCUAAUAAACCAUGCGAACUUGGAGGAGAACCUGGGCUACACCUUCAAAGAUCGGGGCUACCUUCUGCAGGCUCUCACCCAUCCGUCGUAUCCCACCAAUCGGAUUACGGGCUGCUACCAGCAGCUGGAAUUCAUCGGUGAUGCCAUAUUGGAUUUCCUUAUAUCCGCUUAUAUUUUCGAGCACAACACAAAGAUGACUCCCGGAGAGCUGACGGAUUUGCGAUCCGCUCUGGUCAACAACACUACCCUGGCCUGCAUUUGUGUGCGGCACAAGAUCCACUUGUUCAUCUUGGCCGAGAACGCUUUGCUGUCAGAAUCCAUUGCUAGCUUUGUACAGUUCCAAGAAACCCAACACCAUAGGGUAACCAAUCAGGUGAGAAUUCUUCUCGAGGAGACCGAGCCAACGGCCUUGGACAUAGAUGAUGGGGAGCCGGACGAAGCCACUGAAAGUGAGGAAAAUAUUGGUGUUCCAACAAAAGGGGACUACAACAUGUCCCAGAACGUGGAUGUACCCAAAGCCCUGGGAGAUGUCCUAGAAGCCCUCAUUGCCGCAGUGUAUCUGGACUGCAGGAAUCUACACCGCACCUGGCAGUUUAUUUACAACCUUUUCAAGCCCGAGCUCAAGGAGUUCGCCCGCAACGUCCCCAUCAACCCGAUUCGGCAGCUCAACGAGCACAAGCGGGCGUCGCCCAUUUUCAGUGCUCCAAUUAUUGACCAGGGUAAGGUAAUGGUGCGUUGCCAGUUCACCUGCAUGGAGAAGACCAUAAUGGUAUACGGGUUCGGCAACAACAAAAACCAGGCCAAACUGGCGGCUGCCAAGCACGCCCUCCAGAAGUUGGCCAAAUGUGAUGCAUAAAGUGAGACUUGGUGGAUGUCAACAGCCCUUGCCACGGAUUUAUUCCAAAUUGCAUGGGCGAGUCCCAUUCAAUUUCGAAAAAAUCCGUAAAAGAGCUAUUGACAACAAUUCGCAAUAUUUUUAAUAAAAACUACAUAUUUUUAUGACAGAAUUUUGUAUUAUAACUUGCUAUAAUAUUAUAACUUGCUGUUAUAUGAAAUACUCCGUAUUAACGAUUCUUUUAAUAAAACAAUUCAUUUUUUUA